Molecule: messenger RNA, 1050 nt
Organism: Aspergillus homomorphus CBS 101889
Lineage: Eukaryota; Fungi; Ascomycota; Eurotiomycetes; Eurotiales; Aspergillaceae
Product: sugar phosphate isomerase/epimerase family protein
Exons: 1
Coding region: 34-1050 (338 amino acids)
Source: RefSeq, a predicted model, not a curated record
ACAGCGCACAACCAUCGACCAGUACAAGUCGCAAUGCUGUCAAAUAAGCAAGCCAUCGGCUCUUUGUCUCUGGGGCAGCAUUCCACGCACACCCUCGACCAGAAGAUCCUCGCCGCAGCCCGCCACGGCUUCACCGGCCUCGAAAUUGUAUAUCUUGAUCUCGAAAACUACGCGAAACACCUUGAGGUCCCCAUUCACAAAGCAGCCGAGGUAACAAGAGACCUAUGCCUCAAGAACAAUGUCGAGAUUAUCUCUUUGGCACCGUUCGAGAACUUCGAGGGAGGCAGCUCGCCCUUGUCGGAGCGACUGACUACCGCCAAGCAUUGGCUGCAACUUGCCCGCACGCUUCAAGCGACCUAUCUGCAGGUCCCCUCCUAUUACAACCCUGACGGCAGCACUGACGAGAAAGUGGUCGUGUCCGAUCUGCAGCAAUUGGCGAACCUAGCCAGCGCGGCGGAACCCGUCAUCUCGAUUGCUUACGAGUAUCUCUCGUGGGGAGUCUUCUGCUCGACAUGGGAGACAGCUCUGCGGCUUGUGAACGCCGUGGACAGGCCGAACUUCGGGCUAUGUCUGGAUAAUUUCCACGAGCAUACCAGGUUGUGGGGGAGUAAUGUGGACACAUCGGGCAAGCUCCCUGCAGGUGACCAAGGUCUAGAGGCAUCGCUGCGGCGGUUCAGCGAGCAAUGCCCGGUAGAUAAGAUCUUCUAUGUGCAGCUAUCGGAUGCGGAGCGAUUCGAUCCGCCGCUGUCGGAGACGCACCCGUGGUACCAGCAGGGUGAAGCCCCGCAGUUCACCUGGUCGAAACAUGCGAGGCCGUUUCCGUUGGAGAGCGAGCUUGGGGGUUAUUUGCCUAUUUUGGAGAUCGUCAAGACGUGGGUUGUGGAUAAGGGGUUCAAGGGAUGGGUUUCGAUGGAGGUGUUUGACUGGCGUAUGCGUAGGGCAGAACACAAGGUGGAGGAUGCAGCCAAACGGGCGAGAGUCUCGUGGGAUAAGAUCCAGCGAGGCUUGUCAGAGAAAGACGAGAAAGGAUUCAUCAAGGCUCAUUACUAG